This is a messenger RNA of Salvia hispanica, 3148 nucleotides long. Its product is annotated as exostosin family protein. Lineage: Eukaryota; Viridiplantae; Streptophyta; Magnoliopsida; Lamiales; Lamiaceae. Gene Ontology annotation, molecular function: glycosyltransferase activity. The record is from RefSeq and is a predicted model, not a curated record.
AGCCUUAUUCAGUCGGUUGUCUUCAACUCUUUACCUCUAUUCCAUUUCAUAUCUCAAUUAAUUACUCCGCCAUUUGGUCAAAUUCACUGUUCAUGUAAGCUCUGUUCAACAUUUCCAGCCCAAAACAUGACGGCUUAUAAAAAUCAGACGCACACAGGCCCUGUAUUAAAGAUUUCAUUUUUUUAUGCGUUUCGGUGAAUAUUCCAUCUGGUUUCAGCUGGCAGCUAGGAAUCAUCAGCUGCAUGAUCAGUUGGACUAUGAUCUUUGGAUAAUAGUCCCUCAAGAAAUAGUCGAGUGAGGGGAAAAGCAUUGUGUUGGUAGUCUGAUUUGAAUAAGGUGAGGAGGAGGUUUAGUGGGGGUCAUGUUCUCUCUCCAGAAGUGGAAGUGCUCAUGGUCCCUAGCUGCCACGGUUGCUGCAACUUUGGCAGUGGUUUCAGUUGUUCAUCUAUUUCUGUAUCCCUUGGUUCCUCCUUUGGAUUAUUUGAGCAUUAGUCAAGCCCAGAGUGUCUGUGUUCCUAUAAAUGGAUCCACCGGAGGUGGUGAAAAGUAUGUCAAUGGAAUGGAUUCGAAAGAAGGGAUAACUGACCAUCCUAAGGAAGAUCCUCACCCGGUGGUGGACCUGAAUGUUCUGUAUCCGGCUGAUUCUCUUAAAGCUGUCACAUACCGUGGUGCUCCAUGGAAGGCUGAGAUUGGCCGAUGGUUAUCUGGCUGCGACUCUGAUGUGAAUACAGUUAAAGUUAUUGAGAAAAUUGGAGGCAAGAGAUGCAAAAAUGAAUGUAGUGGUCAAGGCAUUUGUAAUCGAGAUUUGGGUCAAUGCCACUGCUUUCAUGGAUUUAGCGGGGAAGGAUGUUCCGAGAAAAUGCAGUUGAGCUGCAACUAUCCUGCAUCUGAAAAUCUACCAUACGGGCACUGGGUUGUGUCUAUUUGUCCAGCUGAUUGUGACACGUCUAGAGCCAUGUGUUUCUGUGGAGAAGGUACUAAGUACCCAAAACGGCCUGCUCCUGAGUCAUGUGGAUUUAAAAUAAACGAACCUACAGAACCUGGUGGCCCACGUCUGACUGAUUGGGGUGUAGCUGAUAUGGAUAUUUUCACCACAAAUAGUAGUAUCCGGGGUUGGUGUAAUGUCGAUCCGGCUGAAGGCUAUGCUGGCAAUGUCAGCAUAAAAGAGGAAUGUGACUGCAAGUAUGAUGGCCUUUGGGGCCGUUUCUGUGAAACACCCGUCCAAAGUGUUUGUAUUAACCAAUGUUCUGGGCAUGGACAUUGUCGUGGUGGUUUUUGUCAGUGUGAAAACGGCUGGUAUGGAGUAGAUUGUAGCAUUCCUUCUGUUUUAUCAUCCAUUGGGGAGUGGCCCAAAUGGCUUCGACCUAGUCAUAUCGAUGUUCCAGACAGUGCACAGCUCACAGGAACUCUUUUCGAUCUUGAUGCUGUAGUUGAGAAGAAAAGACCUCUUAUAUAUGUAUACGAUUUGCCCCCCGACUUCAAUAGUCUUCUCCUAGAGGGACGGCAUUUCAAGAUGGAGUGCGUUAACAGAAUAUAUGACGACAGAAAUGCAACAAUAUGGACCGAGCAACUGUAUGGUGCUCAGAUGGCAAUCUAUGAAAGUAUGCUUGCAAGUCCUCACAGGACCCUAAAUGGUGAUGAAGCAGAUUUCUUCUUCGUUCCAGUGCUCGAUUCUUGUAUCAUAACUAGGGCUGAUGAUGCACCUCACUUGACCAUGAAGGAUCACCAUGGAUUGCGGAGUUCCUUGACACUCGAGUUCUAUAAGAAUGCGUAUGAGCACAUUAUGCUGCAGUAUCCGUACUGGAACCGGACAGAAGGAAAGGAUCAUAUCUGGUUCUUUUCAUGGGACGAAGGUGCUUGCUAUGCUCCCAAGGAAAUAUGGAAUAGUAUGAUGCUAGUCCAUUGGGGUAACACAAAUUCAAAGCAUAAUGGCUCGACAACAGCGUAUUGGGCUGAUAACUGGAGUACCAUAUCCUCCGAGAGAAGAGGAAACCACACGUGUUUCGACCCAGAGAAAGAUCUUGUGCUUCCUGCAUGGAAACGCCCUGAUGAGGGCUCUCUAACUGCAAAAUAUUGGACUAGGCCUCGUAAAGAAAGAAAGACGCUGUUCUAUUUCAACGGAAAUCUGGGACCAGCAUACGAGCAUGGAAGGCCUGAAGCUACGUAUAGCAUGGGCAUAAGGCAGAAGGUGGCCGAGCAGUUCGGGUCGAGUCCGGAUAAGGAAGGGAAGCUUGGCAAGCAGCAUGCAGAAGAUGUAGUUGUGACAUCCAAACGAGCUGAGGAUUAUCAUCUAGAAAUAGCGAGCUCCAUCUUCUGUGGAGUUAUGCCGGGAGACGGGUGGAGUGGUCGGAUGGAAGAUAGUAUACAUCAAGGGUGCAUCCCCGUCGUUAUUCAGGAUGGAAUCUACCUACCAUAUGAGAAUUUUCUCAAUUACGACAGCUUUGCUGUUCGGAUACGAGAGGAUGAGAUCCCAAAUCUGAUAAAUAUUCUUCGGAGCAUGAAUGAAGCUGAAAUAGAACUCAAAUUGGCAAAUGUGAGAAAAAUCUGGCAGAGAUUCUUGUAUUGCGAUUCAGUCAUGCUAGAAGCUGAUAGGCAGAACGCCACAAUUGGCCUCACUGAAGACUGGGCUGCAAAAUUCAAAGAAAUUGAAGGAGACGAUGCCUUCACCACGUUAGUGCAGAUACUACACUAUAAGCUGCAUAAUGAUCCUUGGAGACGUUCGGCUCGCCAGAAGAAAAACUUUGGUCUACCAAAUGAAUGAUUGAUGACUCCUCCAUCACCAUGAACUGCAUGAGACAUCAGAAGAGAAAAGCUGUGGCAAUGCUGCAUAGCUCAAAAUCGAGCUGCUAACUCUUCCCACGACGUCUCUGCAAGAACUGUGUUGGAGCCACAAAUAAGUUGAGUUUAAAGCCAGAAUUUGAGGAAAGAAAUGUAUAUGUAGAGAAGAAGGGAUUUUUUGUUUCACUUUCUGUGGUUCUUGAAUUUUGCAUAUAUCAUAGUAGGAGAUAAGAGUUCUUAUUCAUUGAGAAACAAUAUACUAACAAAAAGUAGAAUAAGCUUUUUGAUUCAUUUGUUUGUUAUGGUUGAUGAUAAACAAUAAAGUAAUAUAGUGUUAUGGAAUGAAAUUGGAUGGCCAUUUCUACAGCAA